Messenger RNA from Aphanomyces astaci, 1877 nucleotides. RefSeq lists its product as hypothetical. Bases 143 to 1258 code for a protein of 371 amino acids. The record is from RefSeq and is a predicted model, not a curated record. The transcript has a single exon. NCBI's taxonomy places the organism in Eukaryota, Oomycota, Saprolegniomycetes, Saprolegniales, Verrucalvaceae.
UUUUAAUAGGUUGAAAAAAAAUAUGAUUACAAAAGAAAAACUAUCAUAUUCCGUCUACAAUUCGUCGUGGUCUUCGUCGUCGUCGUCGUCGUCGUCGCCGCCCGCGCCGCCGGCGCCGCCCGUGGAUUGGUAGACCUUGGACAUGAUAGGGUUGGCCACCUUCUCGACGGCCUUUUGCUGCGCGUCGAAGUCCUCCUUGUCCGCCUCCUGGUUUUCGUCCAACCAGUCCAUGGCUUCUUGCACCGCCUUCAACAGCGUGUCCUUGUCGCCUUCUUCAAUCUUGUCCGCCAACUUGUCUUCGACGUUGUUCUUCAAGUUGUAUAAGUACCCUUCCAGCGAGUUGCGUCCGUCGAUGCGGUCCUUGAUCUUCUUGUCUUCUUCCGCGUUUUCCUCGGCCUCUUGCACCAUGCGGUCAAUCUCUUCCUGGGACAAGCGGCCCUUUUCGGCCGUGAUCGUGAUCUUCUCGGCCUUGCCCGUGCCCUUGUCUUCCGCCGACACUUGCAAGAUACCGUUGGCAUCCACUUCAAACGUCACUUCGAUCUGGGGCACGCCGCGAGGAGCCGGCGGGAUCCCGGUCAAUUCGAACUUGCCGAGAAUGUGGUUGUCCUUGGUCAUCGUGCGUUCGCCUUCGUACACUUGGAUCGACACGGCCGGUUGGUUGUCUUGGUACGUCGAGAACGUUUGCGACUUCUUCGUGGGGACGACCGUGUUGCGGUUGAUGAUCUUGGUCAUGACACCGCCGACGGUUUCAAUUCCCAACGACAACGGGGCCACGUCCAACAACAAAAUGUCUUGCGUCGUGGCGUCGUUUUCACCGCCCAAAAUACCACCUUGGACAGCCGCACCGUACGCGACAGCUUCGUCGGGGUUGAUGCCGCGGGAAGGUUCCUUGCCGUUGAAGAAGUCCUUGAUCAAUUGCUGGAUCUUGGGGAUACGCGUGGACCCGCCGACAAGCACAAUCUCGUCCACUUCGUUCUUCUUCAAGCCAGCAUCCUUCAUCACCUUUUCCACGGGGCUCAACGUCUUCUUGAACAAGUCGUUGUUCAAUUCUUCGAAACGCGCACGGGUCAACGUCUCGUCGAAGUCUUCGCCGUCCAAGAGCGAUUCGAUUUCAAGGCGCGCUUGGGGCUGGGUCGACAACGCGCGCUUGACACGUUCGGCUUCACGGCGGAGCUUCUGCAACGCGCGCUUGUCGCUGGAAAUGUCAAUCUUCUUUUGCUUUUGCCACUUCUUGAUGAAGAAUUGCAUGAUGCGUUGAUCGAAAUCUUCACCGCCCAAGUGCGUGUCACCGUUGGUCGACAACACCUCAAACACACCACCGUCGAUGGUCAACAACGUCACAUCAAAGGUACCGCCGCCCAAAUCGAACACCAACACGUUCUUUUCGCCCUUGGCCUUUUUGUCAAUGCCGUACGCAAUGGCGGCAGCCGUGGGUUCGUUGAUGAUACGUUGCACGGUCAAACCAGCAAUGGUACCGGCAUCCUUGGUGGCUUGGCGCUGCGCAUCGUUAAAGUACGCGGGCACGGUCACGACAGCGUCGUGCACUUCCUUGCCGAGGUAGUUUUCGGCAAUGUUCUUCAUCUUGGUCAAGAUCAUGGCCGAAACUUCUUCGGCCGAGAAUUGCUUCUUCUCGCCCUUGAUGACCACUUGGAUGAACGGGCGUCCUUCCUUGUUGACGAUUUCAAACGGCAACAGCUUCUUGUCCGCUUGCACCGACUUGUCGUUGUAUUGGCGACCGAUCAAACGCUUCACGUCGAACAACGUGUUUUCGGGGUUGAUCGUGGCUUGGUUCUUGGCACCGUCACCGAUCAAGCGCUCGUCGUUCGAGUCCCACGCCACGUACGACGGGGUGAUGCGGUUACCUUGGUCGUUGGCAA